This is a messenger RNA of Thermochaetoides thermophila DSM 1495, 1278 nucleotides long. RefSeq names its product GPI transamidase component-like protein. The transcript is spliced from 3 exons. The record is from RefSeq and is a predicted model, not a curated record. Gene Ontology annotation, cellular component: membrane; GPI-anchor transamidase complex. NCBI's taxonomy places the organism in Eukaryota, Fungi, Ascomycota, Sordariomycetes, Sordariales, Chaetomiaceae. The coding region runs from base 1 to 1278 and encodes 425 amino acids. Gene Ontology annotation, biological process: protein localization to cell surface; attachment of GPI anchor to protein.
AUGGAUGGCGGCAAGGUAACCCUCGGUCGGGCGGCAGGGCUGUACGCCGGCGCUGCCGUCCUGCGGCUUGCCAUCUUCAGCCUGCUGCCCGCCCUGCCCGACCUGCUCACCGGUCGCGUCGAGAUCUCAACCCCGGUGACCAGCUUCAAGCGAUUGCAGGAGGGCCUCUUCCUUUACAACCACAACGUGUCCCCGUACGACGGCGGCGUCUACCACCAGGCACCCCUAUUCCUGCCGCUCUUCUCGCUGCUCCCGAGCUACGCGACCUUCCCGUUUCUGACGAACUUCCUUUAUGUGAUCGUCGACCUGCUGAGCGCCAAUGCGCUGUGGAAGAUUGCCGAGUCGGGAGAGGCGGGCGCGUCUGCCCACUUUACCUCUCCGCGCCGUGAAAAGCGCUGGAGUGGAUUCGUCAUUGCGGCCACCUUCCUCUUCAACCCCUUCACCGUAGCAACAUGCAUCGGCCGGUCCACAAGUGUCUUCACUACCUGUGCGAUCCUCCACGCCGUCGCAAAGGCCGUUUCUGGCGCUCCCUUCGGCGCCAUGGCCGCCCUUGCCUUCGCCAGUUACCUCUCCAUGUACCCUCUUCUUCUGCUCCCUCCGAUCAUGCUCCUCGCCUAUGACCGGCAGAACCCCACGCGUGCGAUCCGUUCGCCACUUAAAUUCUCCCUUGCCUGCACAACCACCGUGGCGCUCAUUUCAGCCGCCCUCCUCGGCAUGUCUUACCUCCUUACCGGCUCCUGGGAGUUCCUGGCCGCGACCUACGGCGUCCAACUCACCCUCUCCGACCUAACUCCCAACGUCGGCCUUUGGUGGUACUUCUUCAUCGAGAUGUUCGACUCCUUCCGCUCCUUCUUCCUCGCCGUCUUUUGGCUACACCUCUCAUGCUACGUAGGCGGGUUGUGCGUGCGCAUCCGUAGCCAGCCGCUUGCCGUCAUCACGCUAUUGCUCGGCAUUUUCGCCAUCUUCAAGCCCUACCCCAGUAUCAGCGAUACAUCGCUGUUUUUGGCGUUGGUCCCGCUAUACAGACACGUGCUACCGCUGAUGAGGUACUCAUUCGUCAUUGCGGCCGUGAUUCUGUAUUGUGUGCUCCUAGGGCCGGCGUUCUACCAUCUGUGGAUUUAUGCUGGCAGUGGGAAUGCGAACUUCUUUUAUGCGAUUACUCUGGUAUGGGGCCUCGGCCAGAGCCUGCUCGUGUGCGACCUUAUGUUCGCUGUGUUGCGUGACGAGUGGGAGGUGGAGAGGCCGGAGAUGGUGGGUAAGGAGAUUAGGCAGAUAUGA